AACGUCAAAAACGCGAUUUUGGAUGAUGUAUUGUCCUCACUCUGUCUAUUCAUUCUUUUCUUUGUCUAUUCAAUGAAUAUUGAAUCAUCUACUACAUGUUUUUUCUCUCUAAAUUCAUCCAUUGUCCAUUGAUAUUUACUUUUCUUUCUCUCUCCUCCAUUUUCUCCCUUGUUUUACUUCUACAACUCUUUAUUUUCAUCCUUUUUCUAUCUGGGUUUUUCUUGAAUUCAAUUGGGUUUUGUUUAUUUUCUUAGAAUUAGGAGGAAAUCUUUAAGAGAUGAUGAUGACUAUGGAAGGAUCAAUGGAUGAAAAUGUGCUGGAUGAUAUAAUUAGGAGAUUAUUGGAAGGUACAGGAGGUAAACAGGUUCAGUUAUCUGAAGGGGAAAUCAGACAACUUUGUGUUAACGCCAGAAAUAUCUUCCUUUCUCAACCUAAUCUCCUUCAACUUCAUGCCCCCAUUAGAAUUUGUGGUGAUAUACAUGGGCAAUACCAAGACCUUUUGAGGCUUUUUGAAUAUGGAGGCUAUCCCCCGGCGGCAAAUUAUCUCUUCCUUGGAGAUUAUGUAGACCGUGGCAAGCAAAGUUUGGAGACAAUUUGUUUGCUUCUAGCAUACAAAAUACGAUACCCUGAUAGAGUUUUCCUUUUAAGAGGCAACCAUGAAGAUGCAAAAAUUAAUCGUGUUUAUGGGUUUUAUGACGAGUGUAAAAGAAGAUUUAAUGUUCGUUUAUGGAAGAUUUUUACUGAUUGCUUCAACUGCUUGCCGGUUGCUGCACUUAUCGAUGAAAAGAUUCUUUGUAUGCAUGGAGGCCUGUCUCCGGAUCUCCAUGAUUUGAAACAAAUAGACGAGAUUCAGAGACCAACCGAGAUACCAGAUAACGGUCUUCUCUGUGACCUUCUCUGGGCUGAUCCAGCCAGAAACGAAGGCUGGGCAGAUAGCGACCGAGGUGUUUCAUGUACAUUUGGAUCUGAUGUUGUUGCUGAGUUUCUAGACAAGAAUGAUCUCGAUCUGAUUUGUCGUGGUCAUCAGGUUGUAGAAGAUGGAUAUGAAUUCUUUGCUAAGCGAAGAUUAGUUACAAUAUUUUCAGCGCCAAACUAUGGCGGAGAGUUUGACAAUGCCGGAGCCCUUUUGAGUGUUGAUGAAGCCCUAGUAUGCUCUUUUGAGAUAUUGAAGCCACGCGACCAAGGAAGUAGUUCUAAUGUGCAACUUAAGAAGGUUCCUAAACUUGGAGGCGCCUGAUGAAAACUUGUAUAUGUAUACGAAGACCACGCAGUUGAAAUUUGGAGUAUCCUUCGGAAUUCACAUUUCUUGUAGAUACGUUUAAAGGUAAUGAAGACCAUCAAAUUCAACCGAGUUGAGGGUUGCGAUUACUGGAAUGAUAAGUUCAUCCGACAACAUGUAAAUCGAACACCAUAUUCUUUUUCUCUGGAAUUCACAUUUCUAUUCUUUUUCCUUAAAAGCUAUAGGCUCUUCCGUCCCCCUAUUUUCUUUUACUUGUAUUUCGUGGUCGUCAUUUUGUAGGCAGAAUACGAAGAAUUUUAGGUUAGCUUCCCGUAUUAUGCUGUUCGUUUUACUACCUUUGUGUAUCGGAGAGUAUGUCGCAUGCUUUGCUCUUGGCAGAGGCAUUUAAGAUCUUAAUGUAGUGUUUAGUCGGAUCAUUAACUUUUGUAAUAUACGUUUGUUCAAACAUAUCAAAUUCAAAAUUACUCUAUUUCUUUUUUUAUCACAUUUACCUAUUUUAUUUUA
Molecule: messenger RNA, 1744 nt
Organism: Amaranthus tricolor (Joseph's coat)
Lineage: Eukaryota; Viridiplantae; Streptophyta; Magnoliopsida; Caryophyllales; Amaranthaceae
Product: serine/threonine-protein phosphatase PP1 isozyme 9-like
Exons: 4
Coding region: 278-1237 (319 amino acids)
Cellular component (GO): nucleus; cytoplasm
Molecular function (GO): protein serine/threonine phosphatase activity
Source: RefSeq, a predicted model, not a curated record